AUGGACUCCAGGCUGUUUGUGGGACCGGGGAUACCCACCACCAAGACACCUGCCUGGGUCAACAUCAGCCACUACAACCCCCAUCGGCUCCAGGAUCUGGCUCCGAUUUACUCCACAACAGUCUCCAUGGUGCCGCGGUACCCCUUCCCCACCGCCAACGUCCCGGACCACGCCCAUUACAUCAUCGGCGUGGUCAUACUGUUUGUGGGAAUCACGGGAAUCCUGGGGAAUUUCCUUGUGAUCUACGCUUUCUGCAGGAGUCGAAGCUUGCGAACUCCUUCCAACAUCUUCAUCAUAAACCUGGCCAUCGCAGACCUCCUCAUGUGUCUCACUCAGACGCCAAUUUUCUUCGUCAACAGCAUGCACAAGCGCUGGAUCUUUGGACGGAAAGCCUGCGAGUUGUACGCGUUCUGCGGAGCCCUGUUCGGCAUCUGUGGGAUGAUGACCCUGAUGGUGAUCGCCGUGGACCGGUACGUGGUCAUCACUCGUCCCCUGGCCUCUCUGGGCGUCAUGUCCCGGAAGAAAGCCAUGGUCAUCAGCGCCGUGGCCUGGCUCUACUCCAUGGGCUGGAGCCUGCCACCUUUCUUCGGCUGGAGUGCGUACGUUCCUGAGGGCCUGAUGACGUCCUGCUCCUGGGACUACAUGACCUUCACGCCGUUGGUGCGCUCCUACACCAUGCUCCUCUUCACCUUCGUCUUCUUCAUCCCUCUGGGCGUCAUCAUCUUCUGCUACUUCUGCAUCUUCAGGGCCAUCCGACACACGACCAGGGCAAUAUCAAAGAUAAAUUGCCAUGGAAACAGAGACUCGGCCAAAAAGUUCCACAAAAUGAGGAGUGAGUGGAAGAUGGCCAAGAUCGCUCUGAUCGUCAUCCUCCUCUUCAUCAUCUCUUGGGCCCCGUACUCCUGCACCGCACUCACUGCGUUUGCCGGGUAUGCGGACCUGCUGUCGCCUUACAUGAACUCGGUACCAGCUGUGAUCGCCAAGGCCUCCGCCAUCCACAACCCCAUCGUCUACGCCAUCACUCACCCCAAGUACAGAUCCGCCAUCAGUCGGUACGUGCCCUACCUCGGCGUCCUCUUGUGCAUCCCGUCCCGCGACCGCUUCACCAGCAGCAGCUUCCAGUCCACGCGGCGUUCCACCCUGGCCAGCCAAUCAGAGAGCGCCCACCCCAGCAAGGCCCAGUCCUCCCAGUCUGAGAGCGAAUCAGCGCGGUUCUCGGACACGGAGGAGGACUUGGCCGCGUCUGCCCCGGCCAGUCGGCAGGGGUCCACGGAGGUCCGGCAGGGGCGCCACCCGAGCCAGAGGUCCAAGCUGAAGGUUUACGGAGCGGGAGAGAAACACGUGGGCUACGACCUCAGCGACAGCAGCAUGUGUCAGCUCUCACAGAUCUCAGUGAGUCCCUACCAUGAAAGCCCCACGGCCUCUGGUGCAGAUGGCGGCCUCAGUCUGGUCCAACACGGGUCUCAGAUUAUGGCCUGA
Knipowitschia caucasica is the source of this 1479-nucleotide messenger RNA. The record is from the annotation of a GenBank genome assembly. Lineage: Eukaryota; Metazoa; Chordata; Actinopteri; Gobiiformes; Gobiidae.